CCUCAAACCACAGCCUCCCUCGGAGGGAGAGCGAGUAGAGUUCAAUCUAGUCUGAGUGAUAUCCAAAUGCGGACAGAAAGGGUCGUUUUAUCAUGCUACUAUUUGUCGUGACGAUGCAAUUUUCAAAAGCAGAGUACUGUCAUAAAGUGACACGCCUGCCACAAGUGCUCCAACUGAUCUUUUCAAUUAGCCUUCCAUGCAUGAUCCAGGGCGACUUCCGCCUAUUUCCAGAAAUUAAGCUCAAACUUGACGUGCAGCUAGUUUUAUUUUAAAGACAAAUGUCAGAGAGGCUCAUCAUAUUUUCCCCCUCUUCUAUAUUUGGAGCUUAUUUAUUGCUAAGAAGCCUGGGCUCUUGGAGUCAAUUUAUCAGGAGGCUCCAAAGAGAGGAGAGCGGAGCGCGCGUAGAGCAGAGCUUCUCCAGGGAGACUUCCUCCAAAGCCUGGAGCUUCAGGUCACAGCGGCGUGAACCAGCUCGGCGGGGUGUUCGUCAACGGGAGGCCGCUGCCCGACUCCACGCGGCAGAAGAUCGUGGAACUCGCUCACAGCGGCGCCCGACCCUGCGACAUCUCCCGGAUCCUGCAGACCCAUGCAGAUGCAAAAGUCCAAGUGCUGGACAAUCAAAACGUGUCGAAUGGAUGUGUGAGUAAAAUUUUGGGCAGGUAUUACGAAACUGGCUCCAUCAGACCCAGGGCAAUCGGAGGUAGUAAACCGAGAGUAGCGACUCCAGAAGUUGUAAGCAAAAUAGCGCAGUAUAAACGAGAGUGCCCCUCCAUCUUUGCUUGGGAGAUUCGAGACAGAUUACUAUCAGAGGGGGUCUGUACCAACGAUAAUAUACCCAGUGUGUCGUCGAUAAACAGAGUCCUACGCAACCUGGCUAGCGAAAAGCAACAGAUGGGUGCCGACGGGAUGUACGACAAGCUAAGGAUGCUGAACGGGCAGACGGGGACCUGGGGCACCCGGCCCGGCUGGUACCCCGGCACCUCGGUACCCGGGCAGCCCGCUCAAGACGGCUGUCCGCAACAGGAGGGAGGAGGGGAAAACACUAACUCCAUCAGCUCUAAUGGAGAAGAUUCAGAUGAAGCCCAAAUGAGACUCCAGCUGAAAAGAAAGCUGCAGAGAAAUAGGACAUCUUUUACCCAAGAGCAAAUCGAAGCCCUUGAGAAAGAAUUUGAGAGGACCCACUAUCCCGAUGUGUUUGCAAGAGAGAGACUAGCUGCUAAAAUAGACCUGCCUGAGGCAAGGAUACAGGUGUGGUUUUCUAACAGAAGGGCCAAGUGGAGAAGGGAAGAGAAGCUGAGGAACCAGCGAAGACAAGCCAGCAACACUCCCAGCCACAUUCCCAUCAGUAGUAGUUUCAGCACAAGUGUUUACCAGCCGAUCCCACAACCAACCACCCCUGUUUCCUCUUUCACAUCAGGUUCCAUGUUGGGCAGAACGGACACAGCGCUCACAAACACGUACAGUGCGCUGCCGCCCAUGCCCAGCUUCACCAUGGCCAACAACCUGCCUAUGCAACCCCCAGUACCCAGCCAGACCUCCUCCUACUCUUGCAUGCUGCCCACCAGUCCAUCGGUGAAUGGCCGGAGCUAUGAUACAUACACCCCUCCUCACAUGCAGACACACAUGAACAGCCAGCCAAUGGGCACCUCUGGCACCACUUCCACAGGUCUCAUUUCCCCUGGAGUGUCAGUUCCAGUUCAAGUUCCUGGCAGUGAACCUGAUAUGUCUCAAUACUGGCCAAGAUUACAGUAA
Messenger RNA from Calypte anna (Anna's hummingbird), 1752 nucleotides. RefSeq names its product paired box 6 (gene PAX6). The transcript has 11 exons. Bases 892 to 1752 code for a protein of 286 amino acids. Gene Ontology annotation, molecular function: DNA-binding transcription factor activity, RNA polymerase II-specific; RNA polymerase II cis-regulatory region sequence-specific DNA binding. Lineage: Eukaryota; Metazoa; Chordata; Aves; Apodiformes; Trochilidae. Gene Ontology annotation, biological process: anatomical structure development; regulation of transcription by RNA polymerase II. The record is from RefSeq and is a predicted model, not a curated record.